CAGAAUCUAAUUUUAGAACAAAGCACACAUUCUGGCAUUUCAAGGAGUCUGCCUCUCAAUGUCGGCAUGGCCAAAAAGCUAGAGGCGUUACUAGGAGAUCAUGUCCUCCGACAGAAUGGGGACACCCUGGAGCAGGUGCCUGUGGGGACAAUGUGUGGGGAGGGGCGAGUGGUGGGACUCUACUUCUCGGCCCAUUGGUGUCCGCCGUGUCGAAACUUCACGCCGUUAUUGAUCGAUUUAUACAAAAACGUGAAAAAAUCUGGCGACAAUUUAGAGAUUGUUUUUGUGAGCUGGGACAGGGAUGAAGCGAGUUUUAAGGAAUAUUUUUCAUCCAUGCCCUGGACAGCUGUGCCAUUUGAUCCUAAGAAAAAGGCAAGAUUGACCAAAAAAUUCCGAGUACAGGGAAUUCCCAAAUUUGUGUUAAUUGACGGAGAGACAGGUAAAGUGAUUACGUGUGAAGGCUAUUCCUGUGUAAUUAAUGAUAAGGAGGGAUGUGAGUUUCCAUGGAGACCAAAAAAAUUCCAUGAAGUUAUUCAGGGGAAGUUACUAUGUAGUGAUAGAAAAGAAGUUGAUGCUUUGGAAAAUCUGAAAGGAAAAACCAUGUGCCUCUAUUUCUCAGCACAUUGGUGUCCCCCCUGUCGUGCCUUCACCCCGAUCUUGGUCAAGCUCUAUAAGAAGUUACGAGAGGACAAGAAGAAUGUGGAGAUUAUCUUCCUGUCAUCUGACCGAUCCCAGGAAUCAUUUGACCAGUAUUUCGACACCAUGCCAUGGCUGGCCGUACCAUUUGGAGAUUCCAGAAUUGAACAAAUGAAAAAUUUAUUUGCCGUAGAUGGUAUACCUAUGCUGGUUGUACUGGAUGAUAAAGGAGAAGUCAUUACAAUAAAUGGUAGGGGAGCAGUCAUGAUAGACGAAGAAGGUCUGGAGUUUCCAUGGCACCCCAAACCUGUGAAUGAACUUACUGGGAAUGUGGCCAUCCAGCUGAAUGAAUCUGCUUGUCUGGUUCUCUUCACAGAGGGUGAAGAUGAAGACAUUGAGUGGGCCACAGAAGUCCUUACAGAGGCCGCCACUAUAGAACACAACAAAGGGGAGGAUCAAGAACUUUUCUUCUUCUUUGGUGGAGAUGAUGAAAUCUGUGACUCUGUUAGAAGUUUUGCUAAGCUGCCAGAUCCCUGCCCUCUGUUGGUUAUUCUAGACUUCCCAGAACAGAAAGUUUACAAGUGUGCAGAAAAAACAAUCACCAGUGAUGUUGUCAAAGACUUUGUCAGGGGGUACUUUAGUGAAACACUGGAACCUAUACUACUUAGAGGGCCAGAAUAGAAACAGGAAGUCUGAUGCUCAGAGGCCCAGAAAGUCAUUUUGAAUCUAAAUCAUUUAAUACUACUAUUGUAUAGAGAAAAAAAGUAAUCUAUUCAAAUAGAGAAUGAUAGGGUCUGAAGGGGGGAUAAUCCCUAGUCUUCUCGUUUUCUCCUUCAGUAUUUGAGUAUGUGUUACAUUUGAUAUCUGUGUUACAUUUGAUAUCUGUGUUACGUAAAUCAUGUAUUUUGUCUUACAUGUAUGUUCAUUUAAUGAACUUAUUCCACUAAAAGAGGAAAUACUGUAAACAAACUAUUAUUUGCGUCAAUUUUUAUUCGCGCUUCGUCAGUUUGAAAACAAUCUGCGACAAUUAGUUAUUCUGACUGAGGAAACAUUCUCUACAAAUACAAAGCAAAAUAAAUGGUUCGCGGCGAUCAAUGUUCACCAGUUAAAGUAGGUCACGAAACUCUUACAAGCUAAUAAAAGCUGGUUUACAGUAUUAUGGUAAAGCUAUUAUUUGUGUCACUGUUGACUGUUAAAUGUUUAGUAUGUAAAACUUAAGUAGGCGUGGUUCUCUUCAAGUUUUUUAAUUUCCUUUUUUUUUUACUUUCCUACAAAGCAUUUAUAAGGUUGAUUUUUGGUACAGUACUUAUCUAAAGACUUAACAGGCUUAAUACAUAAAUGUCAUUCAUGUACUAUAAAAUACUAUAAAAUAUGAAGAUGAUGCAUUUUAUGUACUAUCUAGUACAAUCAUGAAUUAGUAUUUUCAUUUAAUAUGAAAUGUAUAUUGGUUUUGGAAAUAAAAUAUUUUAUGUUCAUAAGUCCACACACCAAAAAAUGAAUUGGUAUAUACUAGGUAGAGAACUAUUACUCCUUAUAUAUUACACAGUGUUUGAUAUAGAAAUAACAUUUUGCAUUCAUGUACAUUUAUUUGUUUUUAUUUGUUUGCUGCCACUGGUAAUAAUGUCAUAUUUUAUUGUUGAUAUUAGAGUGAAAUACCAUAUAAUGGUUACAAUACAUCAGACCUGUGUUGUUACAUGCAGUCAUAUGUGUAUCACUAUACAUAUUGUAUUCCUAUACAUAUGUGUAUUCCUAUACAUACAUGUAUUCCUAUACAUACAUGUCAUGAAGUUUAGAUGAGAAGGUUAUAGCCACUACAUUGGAAAUUUUCAUGGACAUUCUAUUGUGAAUUCAUUCUUUUUUUAUUUUGGGUAUGAUUUUAAUGAAAUAUUCACUGAGCUUGUUAAGACAAUAGGCACAUUGGCUUAAAUUUAGCACAAACAUGCUAAAUUCAUAGGCUUUAGUCCAUUCUUUAUAUUUAUUCAAAAUUUUUAGAAUCUCAUUUUGUGUUAAGCAUUCAUGCUGGUGAAAUUUUUGUAUCUUAACUUUAGAAACUGCAUUUGUAUCCCGAAUGUGUCCCUACAUUUGUAUUCCACAUACAGUAAAACUUGUCUAAUCCGGCCACCCUUGGUUCCAGGGAAAUUGGCCAGAUUAGACAACAUUCCGGAUUAGACAUCAUUUUGAACAAUUAAAAUAGCUGAAAGGGACUUGAAAGUUACAUCAUACUAGACAAGAUUUCGGAAUACACAAAAUACGGAUUAGACAAGUUUGACUGUACUAAGAAAUGAUAUUUUUUUAAAGUAUAUAUUUGAUAACUUAUGUUCAAUAAAGGAAAUAUAACUGAAUUCUACUAAGGAAUUGGACCUCCCUCAAAUUUAACACAAGCAAUAUUGCAAAUAUUUUAUAGUAACAUUAUUUUUGACAAUCAUAUGCAUUUAGAAAGCAAGAUUUUCAUGCUAUUCUGAUUUUAAAAAUGUAAUUCUUCAGAUAUUUUAAAGCACAUAUCAUGAGUAUAAUUAAUUAUGUAAAGAAAUUACGCAAUUUUUUAAUGGAUCUAUGAUCUGUGUCAUUUGUAUGUUUAGACUGUUUAAAAAAGUUACUCUUUGUAGUUUUGCAAUUAUGAGCUUCUUGCUAUAGCUUGCAUUGCUCUGUUUAUUAUUAUUUCAUUUUCUGCUUGAUGCUGAAAUGAAAAAACUGUCAAAUCUUAGUGUGUCAAUAGAUGACUUUUUUAGUCUAAGGCUAGCUUUAGUUCAGCAUUUCCAAAUUCUAUGAAUUGUUCAGAUGUGUCAAUGUGGCUCUUUGCUGUUGUCUGUAUUAAAUGAUUUGUGAAUUAGUAACUAUAGAGCAUUGUAUUCGUUUGGUCAGUAUUCAUCUAAGAUGAAAAAUUAUUUAAUAAAGAGUCAUGGAGUUACAUU
Saccostrea echinata is the source of this 3548-nucleotide messenger RNA. Its product is annotated as nucleoredoxin-like. Bases 67 to 1317 code for a protein of 416 amino acids. Lineage: Eukaryota; Metazoa; Mollusca; Bivalvia; Ostreida; Ostreidae. The record is from RefSeq and is a predicted model, not a curated record. The transcript has 7 exons. Gene Ontology annotation, molecular function: thioredoxin-disulfide reductase (NADPH) activity.